GAAAAGAAAUCUAGAGGCAAUGGAGUACAAGCAUUUCAGCCACGAACACAACUUGUCUAUGUACCAAGUGCAACCGGGGCAACAACUUCGUUGCUCUGGCUGCGACAAGUUUUGUGAUAAAACUAUUUACGCGUGUUGGCAAUGCAAUUUCUUCCUUCAUGAACAUUGUGGGAAUGCCACUCGAUAUAUAAGACACCCUUUUCACGCCUCUCAUCCUCUCAUUCUUAGCCCAUACCCAACUUACCCCUCCAAUUGUUUCUUGUGUAAUGCUUGUGGUAUCAAUGGAACCAGGUUUUCAUAUUGUUGUGCAUUGUGUGAAGUUGAUCUACAUGUCAACUGUGCUUUCCUCCCCCCAAAGGUAACUCAUAAGGCUCAUCCACACGAGCUGAUCCUCAACCAUAGCACACAAUCUGCGGAUCACAACCAAGCCUGCAAAAUGUGUAGAAAGCCAUUGGAUUCAAAGCAUUGGUCAUACGAAUGUCGUGUAUGUGCAAACUAUGGGGUUCACACAUUGUGUGGGACAAGUGAGAUAAAAAUGGGUCUGUACCAAAUGGAUGAUGGAGACACGGAAUCUAGUAGCCAAGGUGCAGCAAAGGUUGAACAGGCUGCACCGACGGCUCAGCAAGCUCCAAGUGAUGGUCAGGCCCAGGUAGAACUAACAGCAGCAGAAGCUCUUGCACUUAUUCAUCUCAUGGGACUUACAAAUGCUGCUUCAUAUGUGUAACUGUUAUUUGUUAGUCUUUUGAAUAUGAUUGCAAGUCAAGAUAAAUCAUGCUUGCAUUUUCUUGAAAACAGAUAAUCGAUUCAGACAAGACCUUGGUUAAUGAUUUGUUAAAGUA
This is a messenger RNA of Erigeron canadensis, 839 nucleotides long. RefSeq lists its product as uncharacterized. Lineage: Eukaryota; Viridiplantae; Streptophyta; Magnoliopsida; Asterales; Asteraceae. The coding region runs from base 20 to 724 and encodes 234 amino acids. The transcript is spliced from 2 exons. The record is from RefSeq and is a predicted model, not a curated record.